This is a messenger RNA of Besnoitia besnoiti, 1338 nucleotides long. RefSeq names its product RAP domain-containing protein. Lineage: Eukaryota; Apicomplexa; Conoidasida; Eucoccidiorida; Sarcocystidae. The coding region runs from base 1 to 1338 and encodes 445 amino acids. The transcript has 11 exons. The record is from RefSeq and is a predicted model, not a curated record.
AUGGGACUCCUCCGGCCCCGCGAGCGUCUGCUCCUGAACGCCCUCAAGAAGGAGGCAGACAUCCGCUACAGAGGGAGGCGCAUGCACAAGCGCUUUCGCUCGUGGUCGCAGCAAAGGGUCCGCCAUUAUUGGCUUCCACAGAAAGUUUGCAUCACGAGCGACCCGCGGGCGAUGGAUGGUGCCUACAUUGCAGCCAGCGUGCAGAAAGCCGCGACCCUCCGCAAGCACGAUCUCCAGCUGUGGCACGGCUUUUCUCGACGCAUUCUGGAGCUCGCCGACAGCUUGACGCCUCAGCAAAUGGGAUACAUCUUUUACGGGUACGGGAAGAGUUUGUUUCGUCACGAGGAGCUCUACCGCGGGCUGCUCCCCUACGUCGUGGACGCCCUGCCCGAGUUCCACAGUCACGCGCUCAUGACCGUCGCCUGGGCGCUGGAGCGCGUGCGAGUCAACGACCGCGCCGCCGUCGCGCAGAUAGCCGAGGAGGCGCUCGCGAAAAAGGACAUCAUGCGCCCAGCCGACUUUAUAAAAAUCGUCACGUGCGUCGCGCGCAUGGGCGCAGGCACGCCGUCGCUGAGUGCCGCACUCUCCGAAGAGCUGCUGCGCGUGCUGGACGAGAAGUGCAACGCGCUGCAGUUUCGCGCGGCGGUAGACCCCGUGGCGAUGACGACUCUGUACUCAGACCCGCUCAAGAUCUACAUCCUCGAACGCUUCACGAAAACGGCGAUGUGCUGUCGCCCUGCGCACUACCAGAAGGCGUUUCAGAGCGCUGUGGCGCUCCGCGUCCUCCAGCCCCACCUUUGGCAGCAGCUCUCGAAGGCUGUUCGCAAUUUUUACAUUCGUCUGAGCUUGAGGAGGAUUCCGCAGCGCGCGCGACGACCCUCGCCUCUUCACUGGGACGUCUCCAACGCCCUGGCAAAGCUCGGCGUCUUCCAUCGAAACACUUUCCAUUGGGGCUGUUUCUGGAUCGAUAUCGGAGAAAUCGACGACCGCCGCCAGUGCUGGUUCGUGGACGGGCCCUCUGAUUUUUACUCCUCCACGCACGAGUACACAGAGGCGAACAAACUGCAGCACAGAAUUCUGUCCGAGCUCGGCUGGAACAUUCGCCGCGUGCGCUGGACAGACUGGGUGAAGCUCGGGACAGACAUGGACGCCAAAGUGGAAUUCCUCAGAAAGCUGCGCGAGCGCCCGCCGUGGCCGGCGGUGUUGAGCGACGGACCCCGCUCCAGCAGAGAGGAGAUGACGCAGAACUUGAAGGCCGCGCGCAGCAUUCAACUCGCGCUCAAGGAGAGGCGCGACAGGAACCGCCAGCCGCACUCUCUCGUGAUGAAUCUCGCGUAG